GGUGUGAGAGCUCCUUCUAUCUUCAAUCUGGCCACUCACCAAUCAACACCCCUUGCAUUGCAAAGUAUAUUUUCCGAUGGCAGAAUCAAAGGUAGAUCUUGCAUCGCUCUCGCUCUUCCGCGCGACGCGCGCGCAGGUUGAAGAGUCACGGCACCGGUUGUUUCCGCAUGGGGGUGGUACUUUGAAUCUUGAAGAGUACCUUGCGCGAGAUGCGAUGAUGGAAUGUGCGGAACAUUCAAAGGGUGGGAAGCACAUCACUUGGGUACUGGCGCCACGGAACGACCCCACGACGCUUGAUUUUAUGUGCGCUUGUGAGACAUACAAGCGCACAGGUCUCGUCGUUUAUCCCUCUGAGCCAGGCAAAGUGCAAGAGGCAACUUGCUACGGGGUCGCCAAUGUCUUCACUCCACCGUCAAACCGUAGGCGCGGCUACGCAAGGCGUAUGAUGAGCCUCCUGCAUUGGGUCAAUGCCUCGCGUGACCAUCUCCCUAAAUUCCCCGAGGCGUGGGGUGUACCGCCAGAAGAGGUAGCGGACUCUGGUGAUGGGCUAUUCUCGGUGCUUUACAGUGCCAUUGGGGAAGAAUUUUACCGGUCGGCUGGCCCUGGGGGCAAUGAAGGGGGUGGAUGGGAGUUGCGAGCGCCGAUCUCGACUACGUGGGAGGUGGGCACGGAGGAAGACGAUGACGAGGGAUGGACGUGGUUGGCGCAUGAGGAGCUGAACGGGCUUUGA
Molecule: messenger RNA, 730 nt
Organism: Suillus paluster
Lineage: Eukaryota; Fungi; Basidiomycota; Agaricomycetes; Boletales; Suillaceae
Exons: 3
Coding region: 77-730 (217 amino acids)
Source: RefSeq, a predicted model, not a curated record